Lycium barbarum (goji berry) is the source of this 723-nucleotide messenger RNA. RefSeq lists its product as uncharacterized. Lineage: Eukaryota; Viridiplantae; Streptophyta; Magnoliopsida; Solanales; Solanaceae. The transcript is spliced from 2 exons. The record is from RefSeq and is a predicted model, not a curated record. The coding region runs from base 1 to 723 and encodes 240 amino acids.
AUGUGGAAUAAGUAUUGUAAAAGAAAGAUUCCAAUGCUGGUACAAUGGAAAGGUGGUUCCCAGCUUUGGAAAAACAUGUUGGAGGCUACAGAUGCAAUUGAGCAGGAUAUAAAGUGGGAGCCAAGAGAUGGUUCAGCCAACUUUUGGUGUUGCUCAAAACCACCGCAAGAAACAAUGGAACAUGUAUUUCUUACAAGUGACUAUGCAACUAGUGUGUGGAAAGUAUUUGCAGAUGCAGUUGGUGUGCAAGGUCCAUUUGUUCAAAUCAAGCAAACUGUUAAGAAAUGGUGGGAUACUGCAUGUUCAACCAAGUUGAAACCACUAUAUCCAGAAGCUCCAGCUAUUAUUAUGUGGCAAUUGUGGAAGAGAAGAAAUGCAGUGGUUCAUGUGGAAAAGAUGUCCAGACACAAGGUCUUGUAUGAGAUUAACUUGAAUCUAAUUCAGCUUGCCAAGACAAGAUAUCCGUGGUUGAAGAACAUGGCCAACUCUUUGCCUCAUCUUGUGCAACAGUUGGAAGGUUACAGACCACACAUUACAUAUACGAUGGUGCAAUGGUGUAGUCCUGAUCAGGGGUGGUAUAAAUGUAACAGUGAUGGGGCCUCCAAAGGCAAUCCUGGUCCUAGUACUACUGCUUUCUGUGUUAGAAAUCAUGAUGGUGAUUUUAUUUAUGUAAGUGCUAGGAGGAUUGAAGAUACUACUAUCAAUUAUUUAUGCAAGUGCUAG